UCUUCUCUAUAAAUUCAUGCAUGCCCGAGAGCAAAGAUAUAGCCAUUUGCGACAAGAACUCAGUAACCCUUCUAAGUUUCAAAGCUUCUUUUUCACGUUAGUCCACCACCAUGUCAAGCACCUGCGGCAACUGCGACUGCGCUGACAAGAGCCAGUGCGUGAAGAAGGGCAGCAGCUACACUGCUGACAUAGUUGAGACUGAGAAGAGCUUCGUCUCCACUAUUGUUAUGGAGGUUCCUGCCGCCGAGAACGACGGCAAGUGCAAGUGCGCUGCUGGCUGCACCUGCACUACUUGCACUUGUGGUCACUAAACUUAUAAAAGCAAAACAUAUAGGGUCGUGUGAGUGUGAGGCUGCAGGGGAGUUGCUAAUAAUGUGAUUGUGCUAAAUAAUCCUUGUCUCUGUUGUAAAGCAUGUGGGAAUGGGGUGAAAUACUCAUUUCCUUGCACAGUCGUGUAAUGGCCAUAUCACCGUAUGGCCUUUGUGUGGCUCAGUUAAUGAAUUAUUAUUAGUAUAAA
Messenger RNA from Manihot esculenta (cassava), 517 nucleotides. RefSeq names its product metallothionein-like protein type 3. Lineage: Eukaryota; Viridiplantae; Streptophyta; Magnoliopsida; Malpighiales; Euphorbiaceae. The transcript has 3 exons. The record is from RefSeq and is a predicted model, not a curated record. Gene Ontology annotation, biological process: intracellular copper ion homeostasis. Gene Ontology annotation, molecular function: zinc ion binding; copper ion binding. Bases 111 to 311 code for a protein of 66 amino acids.